GAAUGUGACGUUCAAGGUCGUCGACAUACAGCUCAAAACUGAAUGAAGAAAAACAAGAUACUUAUUGCAACACUCAAUCAUCAACAACGCUUCCACGAUCUCAGUUAUUGGUCCGACUGCUAGAAAUUUCGCCAUACUCUAAUCUUUAUCCUAUUCUCAAAUUUCGUUUUGAAGAUGACCCCCGCAUACGAACGAGAAGAAACAAUGAACUCACCCUAUUCGUCGUCCCACUAUCUCGGUGUGAGCGAGGGUGGAAGUAGCGGGGAUUCACAAAUAAACAACGUCAGGUCUGAUGCCGCUCAGACAAGAAAUCCACUUCCUCGACAAGAGACCAAUGCGACCUUGCCUCCUUACGCUAGCUCGACCGCAAUCCCUGCCUACAUCUCCAACAGCUGCCAAGAAGCAUGUUCAGUGGGCCGCGCAAAAGGCUAUUUGCUCUUGCUUUCGGCUUUUUCUAAAGUACUCGAUCAAGUCCGCAGGACGAGCUCGUGUAUUAGCUUGGAACAUUCCGUGAGCGAGGUUUCACCCGUACAAGCUGUAAACGGCUCUACAUCAUGGUCGUCAGAUUGCGAAGGACCGUUGUCUGAAGAAUGCAGGGUGGCUUUGUUUGUGGAAAUGGCAGUCCGAAGGUUUGGCUACUGGCAGGAGCGGCUGCUAGCACUGAAAAGUACAGCAUUACCCCCUCUGGAUGUCCUACUAGUGUGGGCGACUUAUUUGGGUUCCCCCAUUUGGUAUCAUGAUGACAGCGUUCAGGGGGGUACCACCCAUCCUCAAUCUGCAUUCCCUGAUUUUCCACUUGAAUCAGUUAUUGCAUGCAUCGAUCCUGACACCCUAGAUUAUCAACCGGUGGAUCCUGGAGAGUGGAAAGCGGCUACUGGAACACCCUUCGAUCCGAUUGUUCACUUUGAAUCAUCAACCAGUGCGGCCGUAAAUUGUCCCGGGUGCCGAACAAAAUUUUCGUGGCCUUGGAUCUUAGAGGGAGGGAAGGGAUAUGCACAAUGCCUUUUUGUCGCCGAGUGUCCCACAACAAACUGUCGACUACGAAUUGACAAAGAGGCUAUGGGAGUUGGACGUCUUGCACGUCGGAUCGCAGACAUGUAUGAUAGGUCUAAUUGCCAACUUGCCACUCGGAUACUCACCGGUGGGCUGUUAAAUCAUCCGCUAGAUAUACCUUUUAAGUCCAUACAAACGUCAGAAGACAAGUCUAAAAGUUUAUGUAAACACUGGCGGUGGCGUCGAUCGUACGCAUUUGCAUUCUUAGUGGAACAGCUACCUCGCGUAGACAAGAGAGAAAUCAGUAGAUUGUCAAGCGCCUUUGUGGGAGCUGAGGAAGCGAGCAUUGAUCUUGCACCCGCGACCUUUCGCCAUAUCGGUUUCAUCGAUACGCUCAAGCACCUUGGAUGGUUGAAUCCUUCAACAUGGGUUGAUAGGUCAGAGGCUUUGUACACGGCAAGGUUGCGUUACGCCAAAUUUAUGAACCUCGCUCGAUCCCCAAAUCUCAUACCAGUCCCGACACUAGGCAUCGAGAUCAUCUGGCAAACCCACAUGCUAGCCUCCACUACCUACCGUCGGGAAACGCAAAUGCUUGUCGGCCGCGUUGUCGAUCGUGAUGAAGCCGUAGAAGAGUCCGUCUUGGCGGAAGCUUUCACAGAAACCGCUGAAAAAUGGAAGGCCUCUUUUCACGUCCCUUAUACCACAUCCGGCAUGCUCUUACCUCUGCCGCUAUCAGGCCUUGCCGCGAAAGUAGCGUUGAAGCUGCAUUGGCGACCUCGUCCUCGGCGACUAUCCCUUGAUAGGAAGGUCGAUUAUGACAAUCCCAUCGUCUAUGCAGUUGUCGAUUCUACACUCUCUCUGCCUUGUGAAAGGAAUUCAAUUGCGUUAAUUGACGACGAUAAGGCGCGUACGAAGAGGGCACUCAGACGGGAGGAAUACGAAUUGUACAGAGUCGCAGCGCUUCAAUGGGCUGAUAAGGGCAAGGUCGACCCGGCAUUGGCGGAAGGUCUAAGAAAUCUCACGCCAGCAUUUAUGACGACCACGCUCGAGGAUGCAAAGUGCGGGCCUGGAGGAUUUCCUUGUUCGCCAUCAUAUUUGACAAUUUCGGGCAAUCAUAUUAGCGGCAAACUUAUUUCGUCCACCUCAAAUGGCAUGGGUAUUGUAGGCGCGGGGUUGUGGAGAGGGAACGAUGCUGAGCUGGCCAAAAUGCAACCAUCAACGUCAUUGUAGGGGUACCCAAACAGGCUGGAAGACUGAUCAUCCACAUCCGCCUAACACGGACGCUUCGUUCAUAUCAGCUUGAAGAAUAGUAGCAUGGUCCCGGCUCAUGAGUACAUAUUGGUUGCACGUCUGCGGAUUUUACUUUUAGAUUUUCUUAAGGGUCGGUUGCAGAGGUUGUGGAAAAGAAACUACAGGAGUGUUUGCACGGUUUUCUUCAAAGCCUGGGUUUCAGGUAUCCCAAGGGGUUCUGCAGCUUUUCUCCAGCAUUGGAAUUGCAUGCAAGUUUACGAACAUAUGCCAUUCAAUAGAACUUUGCCUCAACUCAGCCAAAAUCGAUUACAUAAUCAUUUGGUUCUAU
This is a messenger RNA of Cryptococcus deneoformans JEC21, 2572 nucleotides long. RefSeq names its product expressed protein. The record is from RefSeq and is a predicted model, not a curated record. NCBI's taxonomy places the organism in Eukaryota, Fungi, Basidiomycota, Tremellomycetes, Tremellales, Cryptococcaceae. Bases 175 to 2223 code for a protein of 682 amino acids. The transcript is spliced from 10 exons.